Eimeria tenella is the source of this 948-nucleotide messenger RNA. RefSeq lists its product as uncharacterized. Bases 1 to 948 code for a protein of 315 amino acids. The transcript is spliced from 3 exons. The record is from RefSeq and is a predicted model, not a curated record. NCBI's taxonomy places the organism in Eukaryota, Apicomplexa, Conoidasida, Eucoccidiorida, Eimeriidae.
AUGUUGCCGCGGUCUUUGCCGGGGGUUUUCCCGUCGCUGCCGCAGGAGGAGCUGCAGCUGCCGUCUCUGCAGAAUUUCGACCCCAAGAGAAAGCGAAAGACCCAUGUUGAGAGCCUCCCCAGCCUCGGCUCUUUGGGGGCCCGGGGCCUCCGCUCGAAGUCCUCGAAGGCCCUGGGCAGUCCCUCGAAGUCCGGGGGCCCCGCCGAGGAGCUCCGGGGGGGCCUCGCGCGGUGGCUGGGGGCCCCCGGGGCCCCCGGCAGCAGCAGCAGCAGCAGCAGAGAGAAGGGCGCGGGGCCGCGGCCCCCCAGAGGCAGCCUGGAGGAGCUUUUGGAAGUGGUGAAGACAAUUGAAGAAGAAUGUCUUCUGGACCCCGAGAGGGAAAGAGCUGCUGAGAAGGAACAGGACCCCUUCUUCAGAGAAAUCGAAGCAGUGCACAAGAUGAGCAAGGGGGCCCGGGGGCCCCCCGGAGGCUUCGGAGACGAGGGCCGCGCUGCUGUUUCCCUUGCGGACUUGGCCGCGGGGAACCCCGUGGGAGGCGAGGCGUGGGGCCCCGCAGCAGCAGCAGCAAACGCUGCUGCUGCUGCGCAGCAGCAGCAGCCUGAGGAGCUCACGGAGGAAGACGAGGCUGUGCUGCAGCGCUGGAAAGAAAGAGAUAAACAAUUCGACGCCCAAGUCGCGCAAAUCGGAGACGCCAUAGACCGCAUCGCUGAGGUGGCGGUGACGAUAGGGCAGCAGGCGGAGCAGCACAGCCAGAAGGCGGAGGAAUUGGCGCAGCAGACGCAGCAAGCUGCUGCUGAGCUGCAGCAGCUGGACGCGAAGCUGAAGGCCUUCAUGAAGAGCCAAAGCUCUUCCAACUUCUGCUGCAAGCUCAUUUUGCUGCUGCUCGUCAUGCUGCUCGGCUGCUUCGUCUUCUCCACCAUCUACGCCCGCUACAUGAAAAAGGCCUGA